Siniperca chuatsi (mandarin fish) is the source of this 7021-nucleotide messenger RNA. RefSeq names its product metabotropic glutamate receptor 7 (gene grm7). Gene Ontology annotation, biological process: regulation of synaptic transmission, glutamatergic; G protein-coupled glutamate receptor signaling pathway. Bases 856 to 3543 code for a protein of 895 amino acids. Gene Ontology annotation, molecular function: group III metabotropic glutamate receptor activity. Lineage: Eukaryota; Metazoa; Chordata; Actinopteri; Centrarchiformes; Sinipercidae. The record is from RefSeq and is a predicted model, not a curated record. Gene Ontology annotation, cellular component: membrane. The transcript has 12 exons.
CCUGGGCCCUUCUUUCUACAUGGGGACACCUGAGAAACAGCAGCUGAGCCUUUGUUUGGUGUUUGUUUGUUAGACUCCUUUUAAAUGUUUUAAAUGUUUAACUGCAUGAUUUUUAAGACUGAAUUUAAAACCAAGAAAUAUUGCACUUAGUCAAUUUUAAAUGAAACAUUUUGUACAUUUAGACUCAUCAUGUUUGGUGAGGGACUAAAAGUUGGAGUGACUGCUUCGGCACAUCAGCGUUCACGUCACGUUGGAGUUAUUAUUAUUAGUAUGAGUUUCCGACUUGUAAUCAGUCAAAGUCAUAAUUACGACCAGGAAACUUGGACUUUUCUGAAAGCGCAGAUGUUUCCAACUUGGUGCUUGAGAAUACAGGACAAACAUGGACGCCUCAUGUCAGCCAAAGUCUACUGUUCAAGGUGGACCGCGGUCCUCGCUGCUGCCGCCGUCUGAAGCGGGCUGGGUUCUCCCGUCUCCGAGGCGGAUCAUCGGGCUCGCCCACAGGAGUUACCGGAGUGCCGCCCCUCCUGCCUCCUGCCUCCUGCAUUUGUUCUUUCUUCCUCUGAAUCUCGGGAUGGGGGCUCAAGCAACAAGCGAGCGCGUGCAGCGGCGGCGGCUCUGCGCACACUUCACGGGGAUCACGCGUUGGUGAACCGGACUCCGUACCUGCGGGAUCACUGUAGUCUGAUAAGCCUUUUCUCUGCUGGAUCGGGGACAAGAAUGAACUCGGCUGCUGGAUUGGUAAAAGUACCCUAAAAAGUGCCUCGCGCGCUGCAGUGGUUCUACGUUUUUCCAGUCGGAGUCCGUGGCGGAGCCGCUUUGAGUGAACUGGUCUUGGGGAGGAACGCGGGUCACAUCAUGGGCAGACGCUCCAGCAGUCUCCCCCAAAUAAACCCGGGUUUUACGUUCCGGGUGCUGUGGAUGCUCCAGGCUUUCCUGGACCUGGCCGGCUCCCAGGAGAUUUACGCGCCGCACUCGAUACGGGUGGAGGGCGACGUGACGCUGGGGGGGCUCUUCCCCGUCCACGCCAGAGGGGUCCCGGGGAUGCCGUGCGGGGACAUCAAAAAGGAGAACGGCAUCCACCGGCUGGAGGCGAUGAUGUACGCCCUGGACCAGAUUAACGGCGACGACGAGCUGUUGCCCAACGUCACCCUGGGCGCCCGGAUCCUGGACACCUGCUCCCGGGACACGUACGCGCUGGAGCAGUCGCUGACUUUCGUCCAAGCGCUCAUCCAGAAGGACACGUCGGACGUGAGGUGCACCAACGGGGAGCCGCCGGUGUUUGUCAAGCCCGAGAAAGUUGUCGGGGUCAUCGGAGCGUCGGCCAGCUCGGUGUCCAUCAUGGUGGCCAACAUACUGCGCCUCUUCCAGAUCCCUCAGAUCAGCUAUGCGUCCACAGCCCCGGAGCUAAGCGAUGAUCGGCGGUACGACUUCUUCUCUCGGGUGGUCCCUCCGGACAGUUUCCAGGCCCAGGCGAUGGUGGACAUCGUCAAGGCCAUGGGCUGGAACUACGUCUCCACUGUGGCCUCGGAGGGCAGCUACGGGGAGAAGGGGGUGGACGCCUUCAUGCAGCUCUCCAGGGAAGCAGGUGGAAUCUGUAUAGCUCAGUCACUGAAGAUCCCUCAUGACCACAAACCCUCCGACUUUGAUAAAAUCAUCCGUCUGCUGCUGGACACGCGGUACGCCAGGGCAGUCGUCCUGUUCGCCUCUGAUGAGGAUAUCAGGGGUAUCCUGAAUGCCAGUAAGCGAGUGGACCAGGUGGGUCAUUUCCUGUGGAUCGGCUCAGACAGCUGGGGGGCCAAGAACAGCCCCAUCCACCAGCUGGAGGACGCUGCUGUAGGAGCCGUCACUAUCCUGCCAAAGAGAGCCACCAUCAACGGGUUCGAUGCGUACUUCACAUCACGGACUCUGGAGAACAACAGGAGGAACGUGUGGUUUGCGGAGUACUGGGAGGAGAACUUUAACUGCAAGCUGAUGAGCUCCUCCAAGAAAGACGAGAGCAGCAGAAAGUGUACAGGUCAGGAGCGUAUCGGUAUUGAUUCCAAGUAUGAGCAGGAGGGUAAGGUCCAGUUUGUGAUCGAUGCGGUGUAUGCCAUGGCCCACGCCCUCCACAACAUGCAGCGGGACCUGUGCCAAGAGAACUCCGGCAUCUGCCCUGAGAUGGACCUGGCUGGAGGGAAGAAACUACUCAAGUACAUCCGCAGCGUCAGCUUCAAUGGAAGUGCUGGUACUUCAGUGACAUUCAACCGUAAUGGCGACGCCCCUGGACGCUACGAUCUGUUUCAGUACCAGUGGAACAACAUCACCGGGCCCGGCUACCGCGUGAUUGGACAGUGGACCGAGAACCUGCAGCUCAAUAUCGAGGACAUGCAGUGGCCUCGAGGGGAGCAGGACAUUCCCAGCUCCGUGUGCAGCCUUCCCUGUAAGACCGGUGAGAGGAAAAAGGUGGUGAAAGGCAUGCCCUGUUGCUGGCACUGCGAGCCCUGCGAUGGCUACCAGUACCAGUACGACGAGUUCACCUGCAAGCUCUGCUCCUACAACAUGAGGCCCAAUGCCAACCGCACAUCAUGCCAGCCUAUUCCCAUCAUAAAACUGGAAUGGCACUCACCCUGGGCAGUGAUUCCAGUUUUCCUGGCAAUGCUCGGGAUCAUCGCUACAAGCUUUGUCAUGGCUACGUUCAUACGGUACAACGAUACACCGAUUGUCCGAGCGUCGGGCAGGGAGCUGAGUUAUGUUCUCCUGACUGGGAUAUUUUUAUGUUAUAUCAUCACAUUCCUCAUGAUCGCCAAGCCAGAUGUUGGCGUGUGCUCGUUCAGAAGGAUUUUCCUGGGUCUGGGUAUGUGCAUCAGCUACGCCGCCCUCCUCACCAAAACCAACCGCAUCUACCGAAUCUUUGAGCAGGGCAAGAAGUCGGUGACGGCACCCAGGCUGAUCAGCCCCACCUCACAGCUGGCAAUCACCUCCAGCCUCAUUUCAGUCCAGCUGCUGGGGGUGUUUAUCUGGUUCGUGGUGGAUCCACCCAACACCAUCAUAGACUAUGAUGAGCAGAAGACCUUCAACCCGGAUCUAGCACGAGGGGUGUUGAAAUGUGACAUCACAGAUCUUCAGAUUAUCUGUUCGUUGGGUUACAGUAUCUUAUUGAUGGUGACGUGUACUGUUUACGCUAUAAAGACCCGCGGGGUCCCGGAGAAUUUUAAUGAGGCCAAGCCCAUCGGGUUCACCAUGUACACCACCUGCAUUGUUUGGCUGGCUUUUAUACCCAUCUUCUUUGGCACGGCGCAGUCUGCGGAAAAGCUGUACAUCCAGACGACCACACUGACCAUCUCCAUGAACCUGAGUGCGUCCGUGGCCCUCGGGAUGCUCUACAUGCCCAAAGUCUACGUCAUCAUCUUCCACCCGGAGCUCAACGUGCAGAAGAGGAAACGUUCGUUCAAAGCCGUCGUCACAGCCGCCACCAUGUCGUCCCGACUCUCCCACAAGGCCAGCGACAGACCCAACGGAGAGGCCAAGACGGAGCUGUGCGAGAACGUCGACCCCAACAGCUAAUUUCAUAAUUUAUCAGAGGUCCAGCAGAGAAGAAGAAAUAUGUGAGCUACAACGACCUUGUGAUCUAAUAGCAUUCCUCCAUCCGAACGACAGACUGAAAAGGAAGAAGAGAGUGAUAGUUGGAGAGGUCUGGUCUCCUGCCCUGCUGGCUAAAAACAAGAAAAGGGAGGAAAACGAAGAAGGGUGUUCUUUUUUUAUGUUGUUGUUACAUUUUUGUUGGUCUCAUGUGCUUCAUCGCCCACCACAGACUUUCAGAUGGUAAAGCAAAGCCUUGUGGGACUUUCCUUUGGGCGCACACACAUUCACUCGGUCAAAGAGAAGCGAGAUGCUGGGAAACUGUUCCGAAAAUAAAAAAUAAAUCAAGGAUGGUUUUGUCCGUGAGGUGGUGAUGAUGGUGAUGGUGAUGGUGGUGGAGGUGGAGGUGGAGGUGAUGAUGGUUCUGAGAACGAACAGGAUGCAGCCUCUGGGUUGUGAGCAGUCGGCAGAGCUCUCGGGGCUCCGUGUGGCGUCUCUCUCUGCUGUUGAUGUCAAACAACGCAGCCGUCUCGGCCUGACGUGACCUUCGUACGGAGCCCGCCUCCUCCUGUCUUUUAAUGUACUUCCAAACUGCAAGUUUUCCAACCUUCCCGUCCACCCGCGUGUCGUUCUUUAUGGCUUAUAUGUUGGCCUCCUUUGGUUGUUGAUUUUAUUUCCUUUUCUUUUUAAGACAGCAAUGGUUAUGACGUUAAUGAUGAAUCUGUUUUGCUCUUGCUUCUUGGAUGCACAUUGUUUUUAUUAAAGCCAUAUUCUUCGCUUUGAGAUUUCGAGGGCUUUGCUCACGCUGCCACCUGGAAUCUGAUUUUUGCCACUAAAAUGUAAAAAAAAAUCCGUCCUUAAGGUCCUGAAAACACAUUUUCUCCAUCAGCUUCUUACUGCGAGGCGAGGGAUCCUACAUGAACAAACUUUAGAUUACAGAAGAUUACAGAUUGUAUAAUUACAGUGUAAUUAUUUAGUACAGGGGUUUCCAAAAUCUGAGUCUCAGAAUUGGUACCAUUAAAUUAGCUGAAUGCAGAGUCAGCAGCUCCUGUCUGCAGUGGACCCGUGGACGGACAGACAGCUGUCUCUGGAUCACUGUGAGACUGAAGGAGACUUAGAAACAGCAGGAUUCUCAGGCAGGUUCUGCAGCCGCUUUCUUCUCUGCUGUCUCAGUGGAUUUCUGGACGUUUAUUCAUGAUGGACUUCAGAUAUUAUUAUAUCCUCUGAGGCUGUAAGUCGCACUGAAUCUAAGAAUGUCUGUUCAGAUUUGACUGAGUUAUGCAAAUUUUGACUCAGUGUUUUAGAACAGGAAACUCAAAAUCGGGAAUUUGUUGCUAAUUGGUGUUAGUUACGUAUGUUGUCUUGCCAUCACCUCGUAGAAGUGUCCCCAGCUGCUGUGUCAUCUCUGUCAUCUUCAUUAUCUGCUUCAGACGCUGGGUUUUAAGCCCUUUCGGCUCUGUUUGGUCACAGUGAAACACUGCUCCGCCUGAGCGUCUCCUUUGAUGUGACUGACAGUCAUUAGCCAAAAAAGCAAAAGUGACAAAAGUCGACUUCCCGACUUCUGUGAAGAAUUGGACAGUUCAGGACUGUUACAGGUGAAACAUGAACCGUGAAACUUCCACAGAGCUUUUUCCAAGUUUCCAACGGAAACAGGAGAUUUGUGUGCAGCGCCUAAAUCAAGUUUCCUGUAACUUAAACGUAGCUUAAUCUCUUCCGUGAGCUGCGAGUCGCUGCUGCAGCUCCACCUGCUGACUGUGUUGCUGUCCAAUCAGCAGCCAAAGUGCAAAAACUAACUUCCUGUUGUUUGUACAACACCUGCAUGCACCUGUCCCUUUCACCCCACACUGUGUCUUUGCUUACCUGCGUCCCUCCCCAGGCGGAGGCGCCUCACAGUUUGAAAACCUCUGUUACAGAAAAAUACUGAAGAUUUGAAGCUAAAGCUAAAGCUCUGGGGCUUUAACUAUCUGAGAUAUCCGGUCGCCUCUGAGUGUUCUCCUAAUUAUUUGACUGGGAACGAGAUCUGAAGUCACCCGUUUGCUCAGAAACUAAAUCUGAGCUCUGAACUUUUCGUGGCCGACAGCCAGCAAAGCAUCAGAGAUUUGCCUUCUGUUCAUAGGUUUCGUUGAAAAAAUCUUCACUUCAGUCACCCGACGUGGUAAAAACCAGAUUCCUCCGCUGGCCGUGAACACAAAGCCAAAAAAAAAUUUAAAAAAAACAGGCGUGUUUCUAAAGGCCUUUUAAAAUGUUUGUGGUCCCAUGAUGAAAGCAUUCCCAUCCCAACAUGUGUGUUCCUUCUCCACACGCGCAUACAUGAUGACUUCUCCAGUAUUUUGUAGGUGUAUGAUGAUGACGAUGAUGAUGACCCUUAACUGUUUUGUAGCCGACGUAAAAAGAACCUACUUUGGUCCAGACUUCACUGGAUUUGUGCUGAAUAUCUGGUGAUUUCAUGGACUACUGAUACAACAAAAGGUGUUGAUGUCGAGGUUGUCAAUGCAUGCCUGAUAUGUUCGAUGUUGAAACCGAAUCCGAAAAAAAAAGUUAAAAAUAAUGAAAUUCUCACAACACAGUUGAUUCCACCUGUCUGCUCUGAAUUGUACUGUUUUUGAUUUAGUUUCUGUUUCUUUACUGUUGAACUCCACUAAUUCUUUCUCACUCAGCAGAAUAUGGCUUUGAUCGGUUUCUUAUUUUCAUGGAAACUAUGGGAAACGGAGAAAAAAGAUGAAUAUAUAUUUAAAAAACAAAAUACUUGUUAAAAAAAAAAGGAAGCAUGUAUGUUUUCUACUGUUUGUACUAGGUAUAUUCAUGUUGCCCUUGCUGCUUAUGUGCCAAUGUUGUGGGAGAGAUUUUACAUUUGGCCACUCAUGCAACUAUUCUGUGGUGUUGUCCAAGAAUGUAUCAACAUGAAAUAAAAAAAACAUUUGGUUAUUUUUUUAUAUAUAUUCCCUGAGGAAACGCAGUUUGGUACUCGUGUCUUACUCUUAGAAAGCUUUUUCACUUAAUUGCCUUGAGAGAUAUUUGAUUUAUUUCAUUCCUCGUCACACAUGGACCUCCAUGAGAACAAUGAAAUCAGUGUGAUCUUUUGGAUUUUGUAGAAUAUCAUAAUUUGCCUGAAAAGAAUUGUCUUGUCUCCAUUUUCCUUUUAUUUGUUCUAAUUGAGAUUCAACAUGGUUCCUUUUGUGGAGAAAAUGGGCACCGAAAAAACUGUUGGAAUUUAAAAAAUCUGAAUUGCAUGGCUGAUUUUCAGAAAAUGAACCACUCGAUCUCAAUUCCCAAGAAGCUUGUUUUUCAUUGAAUAUCAUCAAUAAAACAAAAUCUGCAGAUCCUGGAUGCACGGCACAGAUAACUCUGCAGUGUUUGCCACACUCACCUGGCCCUUGUACUAUUAUAAAAAUCGUUAUAUCCUACAUUGAGAUAAGUUGCCGUUUCAUGAGCAGAAUAAAUGAGCGGAGGUCUGUUAAAUGAG